UCCAGGCACGCACCCAAACACAAGAACUAUUGAUUACCGCCACCACCGUCGCUUAGCCUUCUGUACUGUAAACCCACCAUAACCUACGACGAAACGACGCCGCACGCCCGGGUUAGGCUUGAUCGUCCUUGUACCUUGACCUAGCGCACAAAUUCCAGCAGCUUAGAAUCGUUUUUACCAAUUGAAGGAAGAGUUAAAUGGAAGGAGAAGACAACGUAUUGGAUGCAGUAUUUGAAGAUGAUGACUUCAUGGAUGGUGGGGAUGUUGAGAUGCUCGAUGUCGAAGAAGGAGAGCUUGUGGAUUUCAAUUCACAAAGUGGGUAUGGUUCGGGGCAGGCAGUGGUAGGCAAUGUCAGUGUAGCAAACCAAGAACGUCAGGGCCCGAAUCAGAAGCCCAAGCCAAAGAAGAAGAAAAAGAAGAACAAGAAGAGGAAUAACGGCCAUUGGACUGCGAGUAUUGGGACUGACAUUGACAGGUUUGUGAUAGAGACAUGUAAGCGACUGAAGGAGAGGAAAUCGUAUUUGGUAUAUACUGCUGUUGGUUGCUUGGGUAUUGCUGCAUUGAGUGAUCUCAUUAAAGAGGUGGAUGCAAUCCAGGCAUGCGGAGGUCAGAUGACUUCUGAUGGCAGACGUUUCCGAUAUGGUGGUGGGAUACUUUGGAAUAUCAUUAAAUCACGCGAACCAAAAGCCUAUAGAGAGAUAAUGAAAAAAGCAAGGGACUUUGAGAAGCAAUUCAAGAAACCAAACAGACCAGCAAUAGAGCAAAGGAAAGAAGGCUCAUCUGCCAAUUCAUCCAAGGACGGUACUCCAGCCGAUGUGCCAGAUGAUUUACCGGUCCUACGUGAAAUGCAGACUCAAGCCAAUCCGUCAAACCCCGAAGUGAAACACGUUUCUGUUCGUGAUAGGUUAAGGUUGCCUGUUUCAUAUGAUGAUGACCUGCUUGGAGGGGAGCCCAAAGACGAUCCACUUAAUUGUUAGAAGAAAUCGAUAUUUUUAUCCGCUAGGAGUUUUUGUUUCUAGAUCUACGGCAACAGGGUCCGGAUCGACAUUGAGUGUACUCCCAGACGAGAGUUUGAUAUGCAGAGAAUUCUCUUUGUUUUUGUUUGCCUGGAGGCCACAGAAUUUUUCUUCCCCUGGGGAAAGAGUUUUACUGAACUGUAUCGGCGUUACGAUAUUGUGAUGACAAGUAAUAUCUCAAAGAAAUUUUGAAGAAUGCUUUUUGCCCCUACGACAAGUCUUCCUCCGAGAUGCGCCACUUGUUUGUGCUGUAUUUGAGGAGGAUCGCUAGCACGCUAGCUUCCUUGUUCUGCGUGUGAGGAGAACGACCUUUGUAUGGAAGUUAAGCAAAUAUUUUGUGUGGGAGUUAAGGAAAUUGCACGACUUUUAUAUGUGAUAUUAACGUUUAUUAUAUUUUGAAACUAUUUUUUUAUUGA
This is a messenger RNA of Pyrus x bretschneideri (Chinese white pear), 1432 nucleotides long. RefSeq lists its product as uncharacterized. NCBI's taxonomy places the organism in Eukaryota, Viridiplantae, Streptophyta, Magnoliopsida, Rosales, Rosaceae. The record is from RefSeq and is a predicted model, not a curated record. Gene Ontology annotation, biological process: snRNA export from nucleus.